Molecule: messenger RNA, 1350 nt
Organism: Puccinia triticina
Lineage: Eukaryota; Fungi; Basidiomycota; Pucciniomycetes; Pucciniales; Pucciniaceae
Exons: 8
Coding region: 1-1350 (449 amino acids)
Biological process (GO): carbohydrate metabolic process
Source: RefSeq, a predicted model, not a curated record
AUGUUGAAACUGGCUCUUAUUCAAUUUCAAGUCACCAUGCUGAUUGGCAGCGUGCUGUCCGUCUCUUCUUUGCCUGGAAUCUCCAGAAUCCAAUCACAUUCCGUCAACUCGGUUCUCUCUGAGAGGUCUGCCCCGGAUGCCCCUCAGGUGCACACAAACAUAGACUACGAUUUCGAAAAAAUUGCCGAAUUGGUGUAUGAAGUUCUGAACCGCGUAGCAAAUCACAGUUGGGAAUGGGGCGCCCAAGCGGAAGUAAUCCUUGAGCGAAAUUACCCAGAGUAUAGCGUUUACUCUAACACGCGCCAACUGCCACUGUCUACACAAGAUGGGCUACUGCAACCUCCUUCAGAGUUGAUCGAAUUCAUUGAGCCCAUCCUUGCGAAACGAGAUCCUAAAACUCUGCCUAUCGUUGAUGGGGAUGGCGCGUCAGGCGACCCUGCGAGCUUGGGGGUCGCCGUACUUGUUUCUGCUGCGACCAGCGACAAAGAAAGGUCUACAUACUUUCAAAAGCUUGCGGAUGACCAGUUAGAUUGGUUAUUGAAUCAUGUCCCGAUUAAUGAAAACGGCGCCAUCUCUCAAAGGAACAAAGAGCUGCAAUACUGGUCAGAUUAUGUCUACAUGGCUCCUCCAUUUUUGGCUUAUUACGGAGCUGCUACAUCCAACGCUACCAUACUGGAAAUAGCUUACAAUCAAGCCAAGCAAUACCGAACUAUAUUGCAGGAUGGCAAAAUUAAAGUAUGGGAACAUAUUGUAGACGGAAGUUUUGAAGAUCGCAAGUUUUGGUCUACUGGAAACGGAUGGGCAGCCGCUGGCAUGAUGAGACUCUAUUCCACCUUUCUCAACUUGCGCGACCCGAAGCUCAGAGAACUUACUGAGCCAUGGAAAGAAGAUUUGGCUAAUUGGGUCACUGAGAUCGUCAAAGGUGCCUACGUUUACCAAUGCAAGGAUACGCAGCUUUUGCCCAACUAUCUGGCCAACACCAACGUUUCGCACAACUACCCAGAGUGCUCUGGGACGGCUCUAAUUGCCGCCGCUGGCUACCGACUUGCAUCUCUUCGCCCGAAAUGUGCAAAGCACUUGCCGCUGGAUGCCAUCAAUGCAGCCCGUGUGGCCAUUUUCACAAGAUACACCAACCGGGAAACGGGCGCAGUGGCCCCAGUCGUGGACCCUUUAGAUUGGAAUGCAGUCAAGGCGUUCAAUGGCACAAAGCCCAUUACUGGAUAUGUCAGUCCUGAAGGUCAAGCCUUCACGAUUUUGCUGUUUGAAGCCUGGAAAUCUUACGUCUCAAGUCUCAACUGUAACGUCAAUCCUGGGCAUCCCCACUGUCCUACCGUCACUCCAGCCUCAUAG